GGCGGGAGACUCGGAAAGGAUUUUACGUUUUAACCGCGCCACACUUUAGGUACAACAGAGGGCGAAUAUAUCGCCAAUUGAGUCAGCUGUCACUAUCAAACUCAUAUAGCAUCUACCAAUUCAGUACCUACAGACGAAAAGUCGACUUAUUGACGGUAAUAAGUGGUCGUGAGUGUCUACGAUGAUAAUCUACAUUUUCUUCCUCGCCUUAUUGUGUGGAAAAGUGAGCGCAUGGGAUUCUGGAGAACUCCAAAUGUUUGAUUUAGUUGAAGAAGUCAAGGAAAAUUUUUAUGACUUUCUGGGGGUUUCUCAUACUGCUGAUAUUUCUGAAAUAAAACGUGCUUACCGAAAGUUAUCUUCUAAACUUCAUCCAGACAAGAAUCCAGAUGAUCCUACUGCAGAACAGAAGUUCCGAAGGCUUGUAGGUAUUUACGAAGUCCUUAAGAAUUCGGAAUUACGUGUCAAAUAUGACGAAGUGCUGAUAAAUGGUUUGCCCAGUUGGCGAACCCCAGUAUUUUACUUUAGGAAGCUCCGCAAAAUGUCUAACUACGAACUGUUUGGGUUGUUCUUUGGAAUGGCUACCAUAAUUCAUUAUGCUGCACUUUGGGGCUCAGUUUUUGAGAAGCGGCUUACUUUGGAAGAUCAACUUAGCACUUCUUUAAAACGUCACAAAGCUCGUGAUCGGAAGUUGGAACUAAUAAACCAAGAGAUAUCUGACGAACUUCAAAAGAUUCCCGCUCCCGGAUGGUUUGAUUUGCUUCCGUUCGCUAUUGUCAGAUGGAUAUAUGCUAUCAUCACAUUUAUUCCCGUUUUCACUGAAUUUAUUAACGGAAAGAUUUCUGAGAAAUUACAACAACGUCGUGAACUCAGGGAAGAAGUUCGAAUUCUUCAAGAAAAAAAAGAAAAACUUAAGGCUGAUAAACAAGAACGCAAACGUCGCUUAGUACACGAACAAACAAUCCUUAGAGAAGUUGUAAAGGAGGCUGGCCAAUCAACUUUGAAUUCAGUCCUUACAGACAUUCCUAAUAUUGAGACUGAGAGUUCUGAUGAAGAUUCAAAAAGUGAAGCAAAAGAUCCUGUUUAUCGAGAAUGGUCAGAAGUGGAUAGAGACAAUUUAGUUCGUGCAGUAAUUCGAUAUCCUGGAGGUGUUCCUGGGAGAUGGCAACGUAUCGCAGAAUCUCUUGGUCGUAGUGUUCCUGAUGUUAUUCGUAAAGCGAAAUAUAUGAGUAAAGAAUUAAUGUCUAUUUCUCAAAAAAAUAUAAAUCCUGAUGAAAUCCCAACCUUUGAAACAAAUGUAAAUAAUUUCUGUGGAGAAAGUAAUUCUGAACAAAGUAAUAAUCAAUCAGACGAAUCAGGUGAAGAACAAUAUUCAAAAAAACGACUUCGUAAACGUUUAUUGAGACGAAAAGAACCCUGCGUUGUCAAUCAAACAAAUGGAGAAACUCAACUGAAUGCGAAUAAUGAUUUGUCCUCAGGAUCUGCUCUAACAACAUGUUGCUGUGCUAAUAUCGUAAUGCAACUUAAACUGAUUUAAAUACAUGCCAGGUUCUAAGUUACGUUUGACUGACUGACGAGUUCAGUACUGAUAACAUUUUCAUCAAUUGAGUUCAUUUGGAAUCGGACUCAUACAAGCAACAAACCUGAUGUAUUUCUAACAAAAUAUUUUACCAUGAAAAAGCAGACCUACAGAUUUUUUCUCCUUGAAACUGAUAGAAAAUACAGUAGUCUUACAUUUCCUUUCAGUUGAUAAUGACCAUCAACGAAAUUCAUAACAUGUAUUUCGUCCUACCUUAAACUUGUUAGUUAGAUCAACUUGAACUUUGGUGAUUUAUAUUGUUCAUUCUAAGGUUCAAAAUCACCGUACACCUCUUUAGAUAUUUUUUUAUUAACUAGGUUGCAGUGAGUUACGUUAAACUUCUCUUAUUUAACCAAUAUACGCCAUUAUUGUUGUAUUUACUUUCUAUACUAUUAUUAUUUAUUACCUGCUUAAUGUCUUGUUUGCGAAUAGCUUUUACACAUGAUUGGGCUUGUAACAGUUUGGUGUUUCGUUAUUCAAAUACAUUAUCUUCCAAUUUUUAUCUACUUCUCUUUAAUCUGAUGUAAAUUUAACUUCUUAAAUACUUAUUUCAUUUUUUAUACUAAUCCAUUUAAAAAAAGGCUUGUCUGUGAAUUCGUGUCUACUUUUAUAUGGCUAAUUUUGUUGGUUGUAUUAAUUUAUUAUUAAUUACAGACGUCGUCAUAGUUGAUGAACCAUAUAUUAGUCGAAAAAAACUCAAACAGAAAGAUGAAGCAACACUUAAAUCUACAGAAAUUAAACCUAUCAAAAGUAAUGAUGGAUGGACUAAAGUAGAACAACAACAGUUGGAGGUCGCUAUACGCUCUAUUGGUAAAGGGACACCUGAGCGGUGGGAUCGGAUCACAGAAUGUAUCCCAACAAGAACAAAGGCAGAAGUGAUGGCUCAUGUGAAGUAUCUCUCAACUCUUGUUCAACAAAAACACUGAAUUAUCCCUUAUUGUGUUAUCAUUCCCUCAGGUAUAUAUUUAUAACCCCCCAUGUUUCAGACUGUGAUCUUUCAUCCCUUAUAGUGUGAUAUAAUCCAUAUAUUUAUAGUAAAAUUGCAAAUUAUUUACUGGAGGACUUCGUUUUUGUUUCGAACAAUUCAUGUUUUUCUAUUUCAUCUUACAAAAGUAAUCGAUUCUUCACAAGUCACCGAUCACGUCUGAACUUGUAUCCUUAACGUAAAAAAGUCAUUGUUUAAUCACUAUCACCGAAGUGCAGUUAACAUAGAUUGGUAUGAGUCGCCCAUAUUUUGACAAACUUGUGAUGAAUGACAUCCAGUGCUAUGUUAAAGAUAGUAACCUACAGCAGUGAAUUAAAUUAAAAAUAUAACAGUUCGGACCAGUUUAUUAAA
Messenger RNA from Schistosoma guineensis, 2912 nucleotides. NCBI's taxonomy places the organism in Eukaryota, Metazoa, Platyhelminthes, Trematoda, Strigeidida, Schistosomatidae. The record is from the annotation of a GenBank genome assembly.